Polychytrium aggregatum is the source of this 1696-nucleotide messenger RNA. RefSeq names its product major facilitator superfamily domain-containing protein. Gene Ontology annotation, cellular component: brush border membrane. Bases 221 to 1624 code for a protein of 467 amino acids. The record is from RefSeq and is a predicted model, not a curated record. Gene Ontology annotation, biological process: transmembrane transport. Lineage: Eukaryota; Fungi; Chytridiomycota; Chytridiomycetes; Polychytriales. Gene Ontology annotation, molecular function: transmembrane transporter activity. The transcript is spliced from 4 exons.
CAGUCCAUCUCUGUCUAUCCCAAUCUACCCCAGUCUACCCCAGUCUACCCCUGCUGUUGCAAUCUAUCCACCAACUCAGGCCCGACCCAGCACACCGAGCCUCGCCAACUCCAUAUCCCGCACGGCCCCUCCAUCCCCCCCUGGUUCGGCUGAUCAAGCAGCCCAAGUCGCCGCUGCUCAAUCGACGCUUCGGAUCCAAUCCCUCCCUCUUCUCGCCCAGAUGGCUCCAUCUCCCAAGGCCGUAUCGUCGGGCCGGACGCUCUUCACAAUCUUUGCCUCUCUCCUUAUCGACAUCCUCGCUUUCACCAUCAUCCUUCCCCUGUAUCCGCGCAUCCUCGCAAACUACCAGCAGACAGAUGGGCAUGACGAGACGACGCUCUACUAUCACUUCCAGAGCUACAUCCGCCAGUUUCGGGUCUUGAUCGGCGGAACCGGCACGCAUCUCGACAUUGUCCUGAUUGGCGGCGCGCUGGGCUCCAUGUUUUCCUUCCUGCAGUUUGUCUCGUCUCCCUGGAUCGGCUCGCUCUCCGACAAAUACGGCCGGAAAACCAUCCUGCUCCUCAGCAUGAUCGGCAACGGCCUCUCCAUGCUCCUGUGGAUCUUUUCAAAGUCGUUUUCGGUCUUUGUCCUUUCCCGCAUCAUCGGGGGCCUGACCGAGGGCAACGUCCAGAUGUCGAUAGCCAUGAUCUCGGACGUCACAACCCCCGAGACUCGAUCCCGCGGUCUUGCACUCGUCGGCAUCGCUUUUUCCCUCGGCUUCACCAUCGGCCCUCCUCUGGGCGCCUAUUUCACCUCCCUCGAUCUCGCCAAGAUCUUCCCAUGGAUCCAGGCUCUCCCCAUCAACCAGUACUCGACCCCGGCCCUGUUUGCCUUUGUGCUCAUCGUCAUCGAGUCAGCGUACAUGUAUCUCGCUCUCCCAGAGACCCUGCACUUUAAAGCCCAGGACGAAUCCGGCGCCGACUCGCAGCCUCCCGAGUCCAGCUCCAAGGCAGAGCCCGCGCCAGGCACCCAAGAUACCUCUCAGCUGGAUGUGGCCUCGACCCGCAAGCGGCUGCUCACCCUGGGCUUGGUUCACUUCCUGUUUCUGUUCUUCUUCUCAGGCAUGGAGUUCACCUUGACUUUCCUGACCCACGACCGCUUCCACUUCAGCCACGCCAACCAAGGCAAGCUCCUCGGCUACAUGGGCAUCCUCUCGGCUCUCAUCCAGGGCGGCUACGUCCGUCGCGUAACACACAAGUACAUCUCGGAACGGACCUUGGUCCUGCAGGGAAUCGCCGCCUGCGCCGUGGGCCUCUUCCUCGUUGCCUCCUGGGCCACCACCGUCUCGCGGCUCUACAUUGGCGUCACUUUCCUGGCCUUUACGAGCGGCACCGUCGUCACCUCACUCACUGCCCUGGCGGCCAGCUUCUCGGGCGGCAGCCGCGGCAAGAUCCUGGGCGAAUUCCGCUCCAUGGGGCAGCUUGGUCGCUCGCUCGGCCCCAUCUUUGCCUGCAGUGUCUUUUGGAUCAUCGGCAGCGAGCGCUGCUACUGGAUCGGCGCCGCCGCCAUGGUCCUCGUUGUGCUCUUGGUCGUUGUUGCCGUUCCCAAGCAGACCCUGCCCUCGCUCAAGCAAAAGUCCCAGUAACAGCAGCAGUUGUAGCAGUCUUAUCGUGCUAUGGGGUGCAAGCUCGCGGGAAUACACACAAUUGGUCGGUUA